Molecule: messenger RNA, 4269 nt
Organism: Cuculus canorus (common cuckoo)
Lineage: Eukaryota; Metazoa; Chordata; Aves; Cuculiformes; Cuculidae
Gene: LRIT3
Product: leucine rich repeat, Ig-like and transmembrane domains 3
Exons: 4
Coding region: 149-2113 (654 amino acids)
Molecular function (GO): protein binding
Source: RefSeq, a predicted model, not a curated record
AGGUUAAGCAACUACAGAUCUCAGCUAAUCUGUUGUAAUCUGCUGUUACUAAAUGGAUGUCUACAUUCACAUUCACGGUGCACUGCACAUGAGUGCCUAGGAAUAAAGUUUCCAAUUUUUUUCAUAUCAGUUCUGCUGAGGGGAAGCCAUGUAUCUGUUUAUUUACUUCUACAUCCUUAUGAGCUUUUUUGAAGAAAUGAGUGCGUUUUGUCCUUCGCAAUGCACUUGCGUUUACCACGGCAGAAGUGAUGGCACUGGAACAAGGGCUGUGCUCUGUAACGAUCCUGAUAUGUAUGAGAUUCCUGUGAAUGUUCCUGUGGAUACUGUAAAACUUCGUAUAGAGAAAACCGUCAUACGAAGAAUCCCAACUGAAGCCUUUUACUACCUAGUAGAUCUCAAAUACCUGUGGGUGACUUAUAACUGUGUAGCCAACAUUGAUAUCAGCAGUUUCUAUAACUUGAAACAACUGCAUGAGCUACGUCUGGAUGGUAAUCUGCUCUCAACUUUCCCUUGGGAAUCGCUGGCAGAGAUGCCCAACCUACGGACUCUUGAUUUACACAACAAUAAAGUGACCAGCAUUCCUGCUGAUGCUGGCCGGUACCUGAAAAACCUCACCUACCUGGACAUAUCCAGCAAUAAGCUAACGACCUUGCCAUCAGAUUUGAUGGAUAUUUGGCCCCCCUUCUCAGGAGCUGCCCUGCCCAAGAACACAGACACUCUGGUGACCCAGCGAGUCAUUUUGGGUUUGCAGGACAACCCAUGGUUUUGUGACUGUCGCAUUUCAAAGCUAAUUGAAUUUUCCAAAAUUGUGGACAACUCAGUUGUACUUCUUGAUCCAUUGGUUUCAUGCAGUGGACCUGAGAGCCUAGCAGGAAUCUUGUUCCAGAGAGCUGAGUUAGAACAGUGUCUUAAACCAUCCGUGAUGACGUCGGCAACAAAAAUCACUUCCCCGCUGGGAAGCAACGUUCUGCUACGCUGUGAUGCGACUGGCUACCCAACACCACAGCUUACUUGGACUAGGUCAGACAAUAUACCAGUGAACUAUACAGUAAUUCAAGAAACACCUGGAGAGGGUGUCAGAUGGUCCAUAAUAAGCUUGACAGGGAUUUCAUACAAGGAUGCAGGAGAAUACAGAUGUAAAGCCAAGAAUUUAGCAGGAAUGUCAGAAGCUGCUGUUACCGUCACAGUGGUUGGUGUAGUUACUACAACUGUGUCACCACAGAAAUAUGGAAGGAAGCAAGAAGAAGAGAGGCAGAAUACUACUCAGGAGGAAUCCAAGCUUGAACCUGAGAGGACAACCACACCUCUUCCCACCACACCAACCACCACAACACUGGUUAGCACUGAAAGAUCUACAAGCGUGAGAUUUACCGACAAGAAGCAAUCCAGGCUUGUGUUUGAUGGAAAGAAAAAUUCAAAGGCAGUGACAAAUGGAAACAAAAAGCAGACUGGGGAGAUAAGCAAGAAAGGUGAGGAGACUUCACUGAAUACAGCAAGUGUGGCUGAACAAAAUGUUACUGUAAGGAACCUAAGAGUGAUUAGUGAAACUGAUGAAAGAGUGACCUUAACUUGGAAAACAGUCAAUGCCACAAGCAACUCUGCAGUGACUGUGUUAUACUCAAAGUAUGGUGAGAAAGAUAUGCUGCCUCUGAGCACUGAUCCCAGCAAAAACAAAGUCACAAUUGAUGGUUUGCAACCUAGUACUCAAUAUAUGGCAUGUGUUUCACCCAAAGGAGUGCCACCUACAACAGACCAGUGCAUUAUUUUCUCCACUGAUGGGUUAAAUGAUGAAAACAGCUCUCAGUUUUCUAUUCUGGUAUUGGCCAGCAGCGCAGCAUGUGUAGUUGUUUUACCUUUGAUAUUUUUCUUAUUCUACAAAGUUUUAAAACUUCAUGUAAAACCAAGAACUGCAAAGGAAGCUGACCUUGCAAGAGAGACCUAUGUGAAAUUUGAAACAUUGUCCCUGAAGCCUCGAACAGCGAAUGCAGGAGAGCAGCUCUGGGCACGAAGGUACACGAAUGAGUCGGAAAGACUUCUCCUUUGCUCUAGGUCAAGCAUGGAUUCUCAAAUGACCUUCAAAAGCGAGGGCUCUAGGUCUGAGUAUCUGUGUUGAAUAUGAGUGAGGGUGGACAAGAUGGAACAUGCAACAGGUAAACUUAAUGCAAAAUUAUGAUACUGCAUCUGGAAGCAGGUUGGUGCCAGGUGGUGGCCAGGAUAUUUUAUCUGAUGUAAUGCAGUCUGCUGGAUAGGUAGGAUGGUGGGUAGGAGGGAGAAUAGGAGAAAAACAUUGUCUGCUUACAUUCUUUUUUAAUGUUUGUGACUUUGGAUGUAAAGGAAUGAUGCUCUUUAAAAGAUAAGUACAGCAUGAAAUGGUUGCCAGGUUAAAGAACUUUUUUGUUUUCAUUAAAACGUUAUUCUGUUUUCUCUCAUUUAACUGUAUGGUGUGCUAUUGCAUGUAUCAAAUAUUAAUCACAACUUUCAUAAAAACUGUGUGCUUAAAAAUAAUAGGAAAGCAGUUUAAACUACUGUUGAGAUCAAAACUUUAUUUGAAAAUAAAAGUUUUCUUCUGACAUCAGCUUGUGCUUUGAGAUUACAGCUCUCUUAGUACAGUAUCUCGAACUGGAAGUGUUGUCAGGCCAAUCAAGAGCGAAGGUAGGUAGCCACAGCUAAUGGCAUCUUGAGAGGUACAAUACACAUCUUAUCGUCAUUUUGCAGAUAUUGUGGCAAAGGAGCUUCUUUAAUAUUCUGAAGCUCAAGUAAGAUAUCAUUAUGAGUAACUGUAAAAGAUACUAGAUGUUAAUUAACAUCAUAUGAUAUUAUUACAAAGUCUCAGCCUUAGAAUGUACUUGGAUGCAUAUGCCUAUAUACCUCAAUUUCAGAAACCUUUGUAUGGAAAAUUCUGUGAUACUGUGUCAUACAACACACAGUAUUAUACACCUAUAUAUUACAUAGGUACUGCAAAAUAUUAUGUAGCCCACUAUAGUAAUAUAAUACAUUUUGAGAUACAGUGAGAGGAGAUCUGUCCUCAGGUCAUGUUGGAUGUGUAAUGAAGUUAAGUGAGUAUAGUGAAAGUUAACUGUGAGCAUGUUUUCCAAUGUUUAAUAAGUCAGAUAUUAAUAGUAAUGAUGAAUGCAGAAUUGCCUAUUAAUUAUAAUAGCAUAUUGUCUAUUCUGAAGCUGUUUUUUUAUUGCUUGAAGUAAAUAACAGAGCUUUUGUUGGUUUAGUUUCAGAUGUUAUGGUUAGGUUAUAGUCUGUAUAAGUUGAGAACCACAGUUCUGGUAACAGAUGCAGAUUUUUAUACUGAAAAUUGUUACUAUUAAUGAUAGAAUCAUUAUGAGAUAGAUUUUGCCACCUGUAAUUGAUUUGUAUCAUAUCUUCUGAAAUGUAAUACUGAAUUAAUCAGCACUAUGAACAGUUAUGACUGUAAUCUAUACUUGCCUCAUAAGAGAAUUGGGAGAGGAUCUAACCAAAGUUAAUGUAUCGCCUUUCAUAUAUUUUGCACUUUGUUAGCUCAAUUCAUCUUGCGUUUCACCAAAAAAUAUUAGACCCCCUUUUAUACACUUAUGAUGGGUGUGUGAAAAUUGGGUUGUUAAUGAAAUAACUGAGCAAUGUGAGAUCAGUUCCAAAUAAAUCUCAUUUUUACUUAAAGUUUCAGUGGGCCUCAGCACUUGUUAACCACAACCUUGGCUUCAAUGUGCACUUACUAAACCAAACCUUAGACAUCCAUGAAUCUAUUUUAGUCCUUACCACUGCUUAUAGUGGACUUUGUAUUCCUAGCACUAUCAUCAGAUUCUUAUACUUUUCUCAGGUGCAGACUAAAACAGAAAACACUUUUGUGCGUACCAUGACAACAUCUGUAAGAGCAAAACCAUUCAGACUUGGGCUACAUCUAAGAGGCUGAACAAAGGAUAUUUUAAAUUUUUGAUGAAACAAUCAAAAUAGAAGUUGUUUUAAUGUGAAAAUAAAAGAUUGUUUUUACACGUGACUGUGUGUUUGCCUGGCCCUUUCAUCUUUGUUUAUAGCUUUAGACAAUAUGUGAUAAAUGUAGCUGUGAGGACAAAAGUCUGAGAAAAAAUUAGAGAAAAUACAAAAAGAAGGCUGAGAACCAAUGGAAGGGUUAUAGCCUAAAGAACGCUGGGUCUGUGUGCCAUAAAGUCUUUUGCUUGCAAUUCUGCUGUGUACCUGGCAAAGGUGCUGGGUGUCGGCAGACAGAUAAAAGGAUGGAUGGAUGAAUAUAGUGACAGCUUAUUGCAAUGAGUGGAGAUCUAU